CCCGGACAAGCCGUGAGCCGGAAGGCGAGGCAGAGCGCUGCCAUGAUGGUUGAACUUAGGUGGGAUGAGUGGCCGGACUCUCGGCGACCGGAAGAGUGAGGCGGGGAGGUAUGGGUUGGGCGCUGCCAUGUCAACCUGAUACCGGAAAAGGCGGGUCUCUUCUCCCUGACUGAUCGGCGGCUGAACUCGCCUGGAGAUGCAGGCAGCCCUGGAAGUCACUGCUCGAUACUGCAGCCGGGAGCUGGAUCAGUAUGGCCAAUGUGUGGCAGCCAAGCCUGAAUCUUGGCACCGGGAUUGUCACCACCUUAAGAUGAGCAUUGCCCGCUGCACAUCCUCCCACCCCAUCAUCCGCCAGAUCCGCCAGGCCUGCGCUGAACCUUUUGAAGCUUUUGAGGAGUGUCUUCGCUUGAAUGAGGCAGCGGUUGGCAACUGUGCCGAACACAUGCGCCGCUUCCUGCAGUGUGCUGAGCAGGUGCAGCCGCCAAGUUCACCCACAACUGGAGAGACACAGCCACUUCCUGCCUCCUGAAGACCCCCUUGGACUUGGAGAAAACUGGACAUGACUAGCCCACUUGAUGUUCUCAUCUAGAAGAGUGACCAUUUUGGAGUCUUGAGGGCUCUGGUGUGGGUCUGGCUUCCCUGGACUUCAGGACUCUAAAUAAAUAAAGACUGAGUACUGGGCUUUGGUUCAGCCUAUGACAUUGAAGGAGGCACUAGGAGAGCUGGAGGAGAGCUUGGUCAGCCCCACCAGCUUUACUUGGUCUGUCAAGUAAGAGCUCAGGAGGAGCCAAGGUGCUCCUGAUCUGGGCUUAGCCUUAAGAGGACUCAGACAGCCAUUCCCUGUCCCCUCCUGUCCCUCCUGUCCCCUCCUGUCUGUACGCUGGGGAAGGACUUUCCUAUCACACUCACCAGAUGGCUUUUUGGUUUUUGUUUUUUGAGUCUAGGCAAUCCUGAAGCUCAGUACCAAACUGGAUUCAGACUCAGAAAAUCUCCCUGAGUGCCAGGGUUACAGCUGUGAACCACCAUGCCCGCCUUCUUCCCCACGCCCUCACUCAUGCCAGUCAGAUGUGCCCUGAGCCUGCGUUCACUCCAACUCUCUAUGGUUUUCUUGAGGCUUGUGAGGGGAGCAGUAAAAAGCUCAUCUUUAAUAGCAGCACAUCUUUUCCACUGCUGAAUCAGAACUGGUUGAGAAGUAGACACGGGCCUUGGGCAGUGGUUGUAAAAACUCUGGCCUUAGUAUUGAAAACAACUAGAAGCCGGGUCUCAGAAUGGGGCACAGAUUCUCAGUCUGAAUCCAGAAAUAGUGAGGAGGAGUGGGAACGGGAGACAAGAAGGCAGCCAGUCCAAAGUAUUAUCAGGGUGGCAAGAUGGGUCAGUGGGUAAGGGUGCUUGCCACGUGAGGGCCUGAGUUUGACCCCAGGACCCACAUGUUGGAAGGGUAGAGCUAACUCAUACAAGCAGUUCUGUUUAUAUUAACAGAGCUUCUGUUUCUUCUGACCUCCACAAGUAUGCCAUGACAUCCCCUGCUUCCCACCCCAGUAAAGCAAACGAAUAAAACGUAAUUUUAAAAAGUGCAUUAUCAAGCUGGUUACCAUCUUGAGAAAUGAGACUUCUGAGAACGGCAUAGGACUUAGCUACUGUGUCUGGAAAAUCAGUGUAUUUAGCUCCCUGUCUGUCAAAGAGGGCCACUGUCACAGCGGUGACCCUCUGGCACCUCUUUCCAUGUGACUCAGCAAGCUCCUCCUCAGGAGAGGAUGGCACAGAGUAAUGGGAUCCAGUAAGAAGCCUUCGUCAGAGAUCUGAGUUAGUGCUACCUUCUGGAGUUCGCAGGCACAGCACAGGGGUUUGGUUGUCCACUGACUCUCCAGUGUGCUUGGUCAGGUCAUGAAGAAACAGUCCAGCAUCCAGCGGUAAGAAAGCCCAGGGGUGGCACUCUGAUAAAACCUUAACUACCCUAAAUUUAAUUGCUAAGGGGCAGAGGCCAGAAGGUAAGUGAGAGUGGCUAGAUCAGUAACCAGGUAUAAGAUGAAAGGAAAGGGCUGUUUUAUGUUGACAAAAGGAUAGUAAAAUCUUAAAUUGUAUCGUGCAGACCACUAGGGUUGUUAUUUAUGUAUGGACUUUCUAGAUUGUUAAUACCAGCCAAUCUAAAUACGUUAUUUAUUUUGAGACAGGGUCUUGUAUGCCAGACUGGCCUUGAAUUUGCUAUGUAACCAAGGAAGCCUUUGAACUUAUGUUCCUCCUGUCUCUACCUCCCAAGGGUAGAGAGUGUGUCCCCAAGCCCAGUUUAUUUGGUACUGAGGAUGCAGCCCAAAGCUUUGUGCACAGUAAGCAAACACCCUGCCAAUUGGUUAUCCCCAGACCAGUAACAAUACUCCUAUGGGCUGUCCUCACAGCCCAAGGCUUUUUGCAUUAUCCCAUCCUGAAAAUUAUAUGAACAAGAGGGGCUAUGUUGCUCUCCUUCCCCAGUGCUAUUGAAAAGGCACAGAAAUACAACCCAAAACAAUAGGUUUCGCUCUGGUCCCGCAGGCUCUUUUGAACUGCUGUCUGGCCCACUGCUGGCCACGGUGAUAGCUCGUCUUUGGACCUGGACCUUUGCUUUUCUGGCUAGUGUUUGUAAUGGCUCAGUAAACCCCUUAUUUCAGAGAGCUCUAGAUCUCUAGAAUUUUUGGUUCAACAGUGCCCAUGACCUCCAUGCAGACUAACCAUUGAGUCAAAUCUCUUCUCCCUUGAAGCGACUCCAGAAGGAGUCAGCCACUUGAAUCCCAAGAUUAGUAUUAUGGCUUAGAAAACUGAACCGACCCAUUGGGAGUUCCCUCUCAAUGUUUGCCUCCAAAACAAAAGAAAUUUGUUGGCCUAGGAGUCAAGGUGGAAGUCCUAACUUGUCAAGACUGGAGGAGCUACCAGGCGUGGGUUGCAGGACUCGGGGGAACAGGUGUUGAGGAGAGGGUGAAAAUCGCUUCUUGUAGGCCUGAAAGUGCUGCCUUGGUUCUGGUGGCCUUCUGCUCCCAGCUCGUUUUUCCUGGGCUUUGGCUUAAACCCUCAGACUUUGAAGGGUGUUUCCAGCCAGCUAGUUUUGUUCAAAUGAGGUUCUGUCUCAUUCUCCCAAGAGUGUGAUGAGAACAGACAAAAUGGAGGUCCAGACUACAUUUUAGAACAUUUUUAAUGGCCUCUUUUCUGGACUAAAGGGUCCAACAGAGUGAAAUGGGAAACCUUAAAGGCAUCAUGCUGCUACCUUCUAUUGGCCCAAGCAUUCUUGAGGUCUCACACAUUACAAGAAUGGAGACUUCACUUCCCAGUGAUAUUUGGCUGCAAUGAAUCUGUGCCUGUGUGAGCUAACAACAACUUUAUGGUGUUUUAUUUCUCUAGCUGUGUCUGGUUUGGUAAUUGUAUUUUUCUGGGAAUUUGUCACAUUGUCUAUGAUUGGGGCUAUACUAAUCUGUUCACAAUAUCCAUGUUAUCCUAAGGACUGUAGCAGCUGUAAUACCGCCUCUCUCGCUUCAGACUCUGUACUUGGACCUGUUCCUUCUUUCUUUAUCAAUAUGGACAAGGGUAUGUCAAGUUCAUAAACCUUUUUCUAUAAUUUA
This is a messenger RNA of Peromyscus leucopus (white-footed mouse), 3584 nucleotides long. It is a transcript of the gene Chchd5, whose product is annotated as coiled-coil-helix-coiled-coil-helix domain containing 5. The record is from RefSeq and is a predicted model, not a curated record. The coding region runs from base 197 to 529 and encodes 110 amino acids. The transcript has 4 exons. NCBI's taxonomy places the organism in Eukaryota, Metazoa, Chordata, Mammalia, Rodentia, Cricetidae.